Caretta caretta (loggerhead turtle) is the source of this 964-nucleotide messenger RNA. Its product is annotated as glutathione S-transferase 3-like. Gene Ontology annotation, molecular function: glutathione transferase activity. The record is from RefSeq and is a predicted model, not a curated record. NCBI's taxonomy places the organism in Eukaryota, Metazoa, Chordata, Testudines, Cheloniidae. Gene Ontology annotation, biological process: glutathione metabolic process; xenobiotic metabolic process.
CUGGAGAGCCUCCAUUCAGGCUGCACCCUGAGAUGCUCCUGUGUCCCUGGGGUGACUGAAGAUUUGAAGUCAUGGCUGGAAAACCCAAACUUUACUACUUUAAUGGGAGAGGCAAAAUGGAAUUGAUUUGCUGGUUGUUAGCAGCUGCUGGGGUUGAGUUUGAAAAAGAAUUUUUGGAAAAAAGGAAACAAUAUGAGAAGCUCUUACAAGAUGGAUUUCUGCUCUUUCAACAAGUGCCCUUGGUGGAAAUUGAUGGGAUGCAGAUGGUGCAGACCAGAGCAAUUCUCAGCUAUAUAGCAGCAAAAUACAAACUCUAUGGAAAGGACCUGAAGUAGAGAGCAAUGAUUGACAUGUAUGUGGAAGGAACAACUGACCUAAUGGGGUUAAUUUUAAUGUGCCAUUUCUUAUCAGCUGAGAAUAAGGAGAAGCAGCACACUGUAAUAAUUGAAAAGGCCACAAACAGAUACUUCCCAGCCUAUGAAAAGAUCUUAAAAGACCACGGACAGGAUUUUCUUGUUGGCAAUCAAUUCAGCUGGGCGGAUGUUCAUCUGCUUGAAGCCAUUUUAAUGGUAGAAGAGAAGAAGUCCAGUGUUAUCUCGGAGUUCCCUCAGUUACAGGCUUUUAAAGCAAGAAAAAGCAACAUCCCCACAGUUAAGAAAUUUCUGGAGCCUGGCAGCCAGAGGAAACCUGUCCCUAAUGAUAAAUAUAUGGAGACUGAAGAAAGUCCUCCGAAUGAACUUUUAAUGUGUAAGCAAAUUAAUGUGGCUGGUUAAAAUAGCACUGAGGAGCUCAGUUCUAGCAAAUACUCACACUUAAACUGCUUAGAAUGUACAUGUGCUGGUAAGCUACAGAUAAAGGUAUAUCACACUUGAAUGGAAGAGCUAACUGAAAAAUAUGUGAUGCUAGAGAGGUGGAUAACAAAUAGAAAACACGAUGUACAAAUAUUAAUUACUAUGCUACUUGU